UCACACACCUUUCUGUACCUUCCAUGGCUGAGUCUUGGGGAGCCAAGAACAGCUGGUGAGGAGGGACGAAAAUGUCACUGUGUGGCCCAAUGCCCUCAUGGGUUCAUCCUUCGAAGCCUGACACGGCUGGUGUCGAAUCGGCCUCGCCUCCCUUCCUCCUCUUCUUCUGGGGCCCCUGGCUGCUCCAGUUCCCGCUCUCCUCCAAUCCAGUGGAGCCACCCACCCCAGCAGCCUUCUCCCAACCUUCAUAUUACAGUUACAGGCGAAGCAGGCAGCAAGAGCCAUGAGUGUGGGGGGGAAGGUCACAGCCCUGCCCUGUUUCAAACGCCCUGCCCUACCCACUGGGCCCAGGCCUAGCGAACAGCCUGGAUUAAACUCUCCCCGCACCUGGGAUGCUCCUAUCUCACCUGCAAAGGGUUUUCAUCAACCACGGGAGCAAUGCAUACUCUGAACUCCACAUACGAGCACCCUCUAUGCUCCUGGGAACAACAUGCCUCCAAGCCUGGGCGACCCGCGGAGCCAACCCUGAAGUCCCUGGUGGUGGCGCACCUAGUGGUGGUGGAUGGCACCCCCCAAGGCAGCCUGAAUCCAGACUCUUCAAAGGACCUCCCCGACCAAUAAGUGCCAGACCCUUUACAGUCAGCUAUGAGCAUCCCCGGGGCCCGAAUGGGAGCCUUCCAGUUGUAGGAGCCGUGUAAGGCUACAGAAAGCGGCCGCCAGGACCCGCAGACCCAGCCCUCUGAGGGCAGCACGUGGCAGGGACCCAACAACCACACCACCGCCUCGCCGACACCCUGUUACGACCUUGCUGACUGUGGUGCGGGAGUCCCCAAAGGGUGUGGUACUCCCAGCAGGUGCCCAGCCACCAGGGCGUGAUGGCCAGGCCCAUCUCCACCGAGAUGGCCGAGAGCUGGAGUCCCAGCACGGGGGAACAGAGGGCAUCGCUCCCGCCGCGUAAUCCAAGAUGCCCUUUCCCAAGGCUAGCUGCUGGGCCCCCUCCGCCUGGCCCAAGCCCUGGCUCAGCACGCGGUCACAGGAGGCCGAGGAGCGGGCCUUGGCCUAGACGUGGUGCCCUCGGGCCAGUGGGGUGAGACGGAACCCCAGGGCCCUCGUUUCACAGGGGCGGCCAGGGAUGGGCCCGCAGGGGGGUUAAGGGCACUGCCGUCCCCCGAAACUGCGCUCACCUUCCCCCCCUCCCCCUCCUCUGCUUCACUGUCCCGGCCCAGCAGUUGCUGGCGCACCCAUCUGCGAAGGUCUGGGCGAACCUGAGGAGGGAGAAGCAUGGGCCCGGCGCCUAAGGAGGGCUGCCUGGCUCAGACUGACCCCUCCCGUCGGUGCCGUGUCCUCUGGAGACGCCGAGAGCACAGGAGAGAGAACGCUACAGAGCCCCCACCCAACGCCAUUUUGGAGACUCACGCUCCUUCUCUCUCAACUUCGAACGAUGUAAAGUCAGCUGGAAGAAGACAAGAUGGCGCCGAGCAGGAGGAGCGGCGAAAGGCUGGAGGAUAAAUCUUGCUGCCGAAGGGAAGCGUAAACAAAGGCGCGAAUGAUGGAACUGCGCAGGCGUGCAGCGUUGGCACGAUUUAAAAUUCGAGCAGCAGGGUGGGCGCGUCCAAAAACGUGAUCUCCGGGCGAGACCUAUUUUACGCGAACGACGGUGGGAUGGAAUAAGGCAGGGCCAGCCCGGCUUAGUCGCGAGAAGACGGGAGGCGGGGGUGGUGCCCGGAGCGCGCAUGCGCACCGUAAGUCAAUGGCGGUUUGAGGGAUUGGCGGAAGCUAGCUUUGCAAUAUGGCGACCGAGGCAGACGGGCCGCUCAAACGGGUGCUGGUGCCGAUUCUUUUACCUGAGAAAUGCUACGACCAAAUUUUCAUCCAGUGGGACUUGCUUCACGUUCCUUGCCUCAAGAUUCUCCUCAGCAAAGGCCUGGGGCUGGGCAUUGUGGCUGGCUCACUUCUGGUAAAACUACCCCAAGUGUUUAAAAUCCUGGGAGCCAAGAGCGCGGAAGGGUUGAGUCUCCAGUCGGUAAUGCUAGAGCUAAUGGCAUUGACUGGGACCAUGGUCUACAGCAUCACCAACAACUUCCCCUUCAGCUCUUGGGGUGAAGCUCUGUUCCUGAUGCUCCAGACAGUGACCAUCGCCUUCCUGGUCCUGCACUACAGAGGACAGACUGUGAAAGGUGUUGCCUUCCUAGCGUGCUCCGCCCUGGUCCUGCUGGUGCUGCUUUCACCACUGACGCCCCAGGCUGUAGUCACCCUGCUCCAGGCCUCCAACAUGCCUGCUGUGGUGGUGGGAAGGCUGCUCCAGGCAGCCACCAACUACCGCAAUGGGCACACAGGCCAGCUGUCAGCCAUCACAGUCUUUCUGCUCUUUGGGGGCUCCCUGGCCCGAAUCUUCACCUCCAUUCAGGAAACUGGAGACCCCCUCAUGGCUGGAACCUUUGUAGUCUCUUCCCUCUGCAAUGGCCUCAUCGCUGCCCAGCUCCUCUUCUACUGGAAUGCAAAGGCUCCCCACAAGAAAAAGGAGGAGUAGAGUUGAGUUGGCUCCUGGAGUACAUUCCAUGUUUCUAUUCAUCCACCCAACCUUGGGAUCCUUCCCAUCUGAACCAGUCUGCUGGUGUGACUUUUAAUCAUUCCCUGUUCUUCUGCAAUUGCAGCUUUAGUGGAAAUGCUUGGUUGACCCAGAUCCUUAGAAACGAUAGGGGAAGAGAUUUACAGGCUGACAUUUAAUCAUUUAGCUGAGAUUCUUUCUUUAGCAGAAAUUUCCAGCUACUUACCUGGUUCUGGGCAAAACUCUUACCCUGUCUGUCCCCUCCAUUUCCCCACUUCCCUUCUGACCCUAGAGGACAGAGGCUGGACAGUGGAAGGGAAUAGGUGCUUGUGGAUUCCUCCCUCCGGCAUCCUGGCUCAGACUGUCUCCUGGACCCCAGUGCUUGGUGGGGGGCGGGGGAAGGGGGACAGAAGAAUGAGUGACUCAGGCAGGGCCCCAGGGUGGGGUGUGGAGGUUCCUGCUCUGGCAGGUCCAGGCGGAAGGGAGUGGAGACUGCUGGUUCCUGCUGCAGUAAAGGCGAACAGAGAUGGUACAAUAAAGACUCAGAGACGUGGUGUAAUCGUAC
This is a messenger RNA of Kogia breviceps (pygmy sperm whale), 3113 nucleotides long. It is a transcript of the gene MPDU1, whose product is annotated as mannose-P-dolichol utilization defect 1. Gene Ontology annotation, biological process: oligosaccharide biosynthetic process. NCBI's taxonomy places the organism in Eukaryota, Metazoa, Chordata, Mammalia, Artiodactyla, Physeteridae. The record is from RefSeq and is a predicted model, not a curated record.